UCAUAGUGCAAUGGACAAUGUCAAGUUAUGACUACGUCGUGGCAGCUGUCAAAAACGUCAAGGAAACAUUAAAGGUCAGCCCAAAAUGGAAAAUGCCCAAGAAUGCACCAACGCCAAUGACUAGUGCCUAUGAACCGGAGAUGGAUGGAUCAAGCCAAUUAGGACAAGAAGACCAUACCUACUUCCAAGAGUUGAUUGGGAUAUUACAAUGGGCGACAGAGAUUGGAUGA
Messenger RNA from Cylindrotheca closterium, 230 nucleotides. The record is from the annotation of a GenBank genome assembly. Lineage: Eukaryota; Bacillariophyta; Bacillariophyceae; Bacillariales; Bacillariaceae.